GGGGAGCUGCGGACCGGGACGCGAGCGGAAAAGAUUGACCCAAGGAGGCUCCCGUCUCAGGCCGGGUGGGGAUGAUGACGACUGAGAGACGGUCCUCCGAAGGGACGCUCCUCCUUCCCCCGCCGAAGCCGCUCCUUUUUCUAUUGGUAGGAUGAGAUGGCCAUCCACAAAGAGGGGCCGGCUCCCGGUAGGAUAGUUGCUUCCCAUUGGUCAAAAGGGCGGAGGGCGGGCCGGAGUGGGGGAGGGGGCGGGGACCGCUGCCGCCUCAGUCGCCGCCGCCUCUUCAGCCGAGAAUCCCGCUCCGGCCCCGGCCCCGGCCCGGCCUCGGCCCCGGCUCCGGCUCCGGCUCCCCUUCCGCCGCCGCCGCCGCCGCCGCCGCCAUCGUCGCCGCUGUAGCCUCCUGCGCUGCCCGCUGCAGGUGACUAGCUCCGGGGCAGCGCCGCCCGGAGCCGCCGGCGCCUCGUCAUGUCCACCGAGGACGAGCGGGCCCGGGAGAUCCUGAGGGGCUUCAAGCUAAAUUGGAUGAACCUUCGGGAUGCUGAGACAGGGAAGAUCCUUUGGCAGGGAACGGAAGACCUGUCUGUCCCUGGUGUGGAGCAUGAAGCCCGUGUCCCCAAGAAAAUCCUCAAAUGUAAGGCCGUGUCUCGGGAGUUGAACUUUUCUUCAGCAGAGCAGAUGGAAAAAUUCCGCUUGGAGCAAAAAGUCUAUUUUAAAGGGCAGUGUCUAGAAGAAUGGUUCUUCGAAUUCGGCUUCGUGAUUCCUAAUUCCACAAACACCUGGCAGUCCUUGAUAGAGGCAGCGCCAGAGUCCCAGAUGAUGCCGGCAAACGUCUUAACUGGGAAUGUGAUCAUAGAGACCAAGUUCUUCGACGACGACCUCCUCGUCAGCACGUCCAGAGUGAGACUUUUCUACGUUUGAGAGAAGGGUGUGUGUGUAUUUCCAGGAUCUGGGUUUUGGGUUUUCGGGGUGGGGGGAGGGAAGGGAGCUGUUUUACUUUCCUCCACACCCCCUUUUUUGGCAUCACCACCACUUCUGACUCCCUCUGGCCAACACGAACUGCAUCCCCCAGCUGACCAGCUCUGUAGAGGCAGCCAGCUGGUCUCUUUCCACCUGUGCCCAGCCUUCACUGACCAGCCCAACCUUCCCCACCCCAGAACAGGACAAGGAGGGGAGCCAAGAGCCCUGUCCAGUUGUAAAUACAGUUGGAUGAACACUGACCAGGAGCCCGCCUCGCGAAUGGCAUCCUCCCCCUCCUGCUCCCCUCAGCCCCUGCUUUCGGAUAAAGUUCAUUUUCCAACCCCAUGUUUAGUUUUCAUUGUUUCAUGUCUUCAUACACUUGUAAAAUAGGCUGUGAUAUUAUUACAUAAUGUAAUUAAAACCAGUUUAUGAAUUAAAACAUU
Trichosurus vulpecula (common brushtail) is the source of this 1400-nucleotide messenger RNA. It is a transcript of the gene PDE6D, whose product is annotated as phosphodiesterase 6D. Gene Ontology annotation, biological process: sensory perception of light stimulus. Gene Ontology annotation, cellular component: cytoplasm. The record is from RefSeq and is a predicted model, not a curated record. NCBI's taxonomy places the organism in Eukaryota, Metazoa, Chordata, Mammalia, Diprotodontia, Phalangeridae. Bases 466 to 918 code for a protein of 150 amino acids. The transcript has 5 exons.